Molecule: messenger RNA, 1888 nt
Organism: Scylla paramamosain (green mud crab)
Lineage: Eukaryota; Metazoa; Arthropoda; Malacostraca; Decapoda; Portunidae
Product: cytokine-inducible SH2-containing protein-like
Exons: 2
Coding region: 474-1541 (355 amino acids)
Biological process (GO): phosphatidylinositol phosphate biosynthetic process; intracellular signal transduction
Cellular component (GO): phosphatidylinositol 3-kinase complex
Molecular function (GO): 1-phosphatidylinositol-3-kinase regulator activity
Source: RefSeq, a predicted model, not a curated record
GUUGUGGCAGAGAGAGGUGUCCGCGCCCGGUCUCCCUCGCUCGUCUAUGGCGGGGAGCUCUCAGUUACCUCCACGCAGCGGAGGAGAGUGCCACGGUUACGCUCCACGCCCGCUCCCACACCAGCCACCGGGGACUUGUCUUUCCAUUCACCACUACUUGCCAGUGAUGGAUUGCUUGUCUAUACUGUGUCACUUGAAUGAAUCCGGAUCCAGAAGUCGGGAGGAUAAAAGCGAGUUUGUGGAGUGAGACACUUUGAAAGACCAGUGGUGGAUACAAAGAGGUAUAAGCCUAGAAAGAUAAUACCACACCUUUCUUAAGCAAGUGCUUCCUUCCUUCACUAUUUGGAAUAACUGUGAAGGUGGAUUGUGGACAAUAAAGUGCCAAAGUGACACUGACGAGUGAGACACGUGGAAAGUACCAAGCCGUGUGUGUUCCCGUCUUCAGUGGUGUCGUGUACCGAAAUAAUAAGGUCAUGAUGUUGGUGUGUCCUGGUUGUCACAUCGGGAUGGCCGCCACCCCAGCCCUGCCGGCGGCUCACUGCCUACCUACGGCCCACCUCGCGCCGGCGGGGGUGCAGCCGCCUUACGUGUGUGGUCGGAUGUUCCAGAUGGGCGGGGCUGCCGGAGUACGGCCGUGUUUGCCGGUGCCCCACGACGCCUGUCAUGUGUUGUGCUGUCUGUCCUGCCCUCACUCCUGCUCUGUUCUGCGUCUCUGCAACGUCCCUGAGGCGCGCAACAAUCUCCAUACCUCAGGCGGCGGCUUGGUGGAGGGGCUGACGGAUGGCGGAAGAAGCACUUCUCCUGAUACCAAGAUCAACCACAUGGCAAGCCACAACCCCUUCAUACCCUGCCAGGCUGCCCUGCCAACUGCCAAGGCGUGCCCUGCCAGCCUGUUGCUACCGAGUCCUACCCACUCACAGCAGCAGUUGGCCGCGUCUGUUAAUCCCUUCGUCGGAAGCACUCCUGCUGCUGUACCGCCAACUAAAGCUGCUCCGAAGGUCACUCUCACGCCUCCUGAGCCAGACAGCGUCAAUGACAGCCAGAUCCUGACGGAAACGAGACGGAAGCUGGAGGAGAGUGGGUGGUACCAUGGCUCCCUCUCGUGGCGGCAAGCGGCGGCACUUCUGCGGGACACACCCGUUGGCACCUUUCUGCUGAGGGAUUCUGCCAGUCCGCAGUGCCUCUACUCCCUCAGCGUGAACACCACCAACGGGCCCACGAGCGUCAGGAUCCACUAUUCAUGCGGCAGAUUCAGGCUGGACUGCACCGGCCACAGCCAAAGACACACGCCUGAGUUCACGGGCGUGGUGGAGCUGGUGCAGCACUACGUGGACGUAGCAUCCACGCAGGUGUGGGUGGACCACGAGGGAAACACCUUCAGUCCCAUCGACAUCAGGCGGCCGCUGCGACGCUCACCUUCAUCCCUGCAACACCUGUGCCGUCUGGUCAUCAAUUCCAGUGACGGCAGCGGCAAGAACAGCAGCAGUGACCUGCCUCCAGCCCUGCGUGGCUUCCUGAAGGCUUACCCGCACACGGUCUGACCCGGGCAGCAUCACACACCCAGUGGACUUAUUUUGGAAGAUGUCUGCAUCUCCUCCCGACCACCUGGCUGUCAACCUCGCGGUCACAGUUCCACGUCCAGCGACUGGGAUGUGGGAUGAGCUAUGCCCGGCCAGGGCGUCUUCAGAGAGCGGUAGAGGCCAACGCACAAACUUAACUGCGAGCUGCUGCUGAGGGUGCCAAACGUCUCAAAGUGCAUCUGUGAUUAUCUCAACACAUGGUAGCUACUCUAGGACCAACAACACUUUACGUUCCCUUUCAUAACGUGUCCACUCCCCGCCCCGCUCCGCCCCAGCCCUCCCUGCCCCGCUCCGCCCCAGCCCUCCCU